GCUCGGGAUUCCUGCUCCGACUCUUUCCACUUCCUGAUCCAACAUGGUGGCCGUGUCAGUGACGUCGGAAAGCCUGUUGCCUUCACGACAGACUAUAAAUAUCAGCAAGAGUUUCUGAACGGUAAUGAAUGAAGAAGACGAUUUGUGGCACGUCCCUGCUCCGGGGCCAGGACCUCUCAAAAAUUACGGUCGGAGGCCGACUGAUGCUCAACCCAAAACACAAGAUCUGUGGUCGAGAAAGUCAAGUCAACGUGAACAUGAUGAGGGGGCAAGAGGACCUUAUGAUCUUAAUCAUCAUCUGGUUUCAUGAGAGGAGUCAGAGACGACACGCAAUGGAACAGAGCUCCUCAUCACGAGACUCUGCAGCGUGACACUUCUUCUUCUGAACACCCAGUCGCUGCUGCAGCUCAGGAAAUGCCCGGUGGACUGUUGUUGUUUGUCGUUUAGCUCUCACCUCUCUGUCUGUGUGCGCACCGGGCGUGAAAAGGAGGAAAAAAAAGAGGAACCAAGUCUGUGGAAUAAACUGCAGCUGCUGGACACACUUCUGUGCGUCAAGAUGCUCGGGAUCAGACAUCAGCUCAUUCUGACAACAGUGGCAUUUGUUGCGCUGUUGACGCUUGUCUUGUCCUUCAACGUGGACCAGAAGAACGGUCUGUCAUUCAGCGGUCCACUGGAGGAUAUGUUCGGCUACACCGUCCAGCAGUUUGAGAACAGCGAGGGGAAAUGGGUUCUGAUUGGAUCACCGCUCUCGGGCCAGCCAGCAAAAAGAACAGGAGACGUCUACAAAUGUCCUGUGGGGAAGAAAGACAACACGUGUGUCAAACUGGAUCUGCCAAAAAACACAACAGUUCCCAACUUACUUGAAGUCAAGGAGAACAUGACCAUGGGAACCACACUGGUGACCAAUCCCAACGGAGGAUUUCUGGCGUGUGGUCCUCAGUAUGGCUACAUGUGCGGGCAGCAGCAGUACAUCUCGGGAGUUUGUGCGAAUGUCAGCUCUUCCUUCCAGAUCCUCAACUCUGUGGCACCCACAGUGCAAGAGUGUGGGAAGGAGCUGGACAUCGUGUUGGUUCUGGACGGAUCCAACAGCAUCUACCCCUGGACCAGCAUCAUCGAUUUUCUGCAACGCUUCAUCGAGAAAAUUGAGAUUGGACCUAAACUCUCACAGGUGGGGAUCGUGUCCUACGGUGAGACUGUGACUCACCGUGUCAACCUGAGCCAGUUUGACAACACUCAUGAUCUGCUGGAAUUUGUCAAAGAACUUCCUCAGCAGACCGGCUUCAGGACCAAUACCUUCCUCGGCAUUGAUACUGCCAGGCAAGAGGCCUUCAUGCCAGAGCGCGGAGCACGACCUGGUGUGAAGAAAGUCAUGGUGAUCGUCACUGACGGGGAAUCACAUGACUCCUAUAAAGUAGACAUGGUCAUUAAAGACUGCGAUGAUGACGGCAUCGAGAGGUUUGGCAUCGCUGUUUUGGGAGACUACAAUCGGCAGAACAAAAGUGCAGAGGAAAUGCAGAAGUUCAUCAAGGAGAUCGAGUCCAUCUCCAGUCAGCCGUUACGAGACCACUUCUUCAACGUGUCCGAUGAGGUGGCGUUGUUGACCAUCGUGGACGCUCUGGGAAGCAAGAUCUUUGCCUUGGAAGCCACCACCAGCAAUUUCACCUCCAGCUUUGAGAUGGAGAUGUCCCAGACUGGAUUUAGUGCACAUACUUCUAAAGAAGGUGUGUUACUGGGAGCAGUGGGAGCGUACGACUGGAACGGGACGGUGGUGAUGCACACUGCUGGAGAAACUAUCGUCCCAGGGAAAACACAGUUUUACGACCCAAAGACUGAGGCUGGAUAUGAAGGCCUGGCUGGGUACCUCGGUUAUGAUGUUCAGUCUGCAUCCACCCGUGAUGGAGUGCUGUACAUCACAGGAGCACCGCGGUACAACCACACAGGCCGGGUAGUUAUCUAUCGUCUCAAUGACAAAAACAAGAUCAUCAUCUCGCAGAUAAUAAAAGGAGAACAGAUUGGUUCCUACUUCGGCAGCGUCCUGCAGACUGUGGAUGUGGACGGGGACUCGUACACAGAUCUCCUCUUGAUUGGAGCUCCGAUGUUCAUGGGUUCAGAAAGAGACGAGCAGGGUCAAGUCUACGUUUACAAAGCCAACCAGGACGGCAAGUUUCAGCACGAGUUCACUUUAAAGCCUGUCAAUCAGACCUGUUGCACUGCCCACUCAGCCAGCUGCACUAAUAAGAACGAACCGUGUGGCGCCCGCUUUGGCACAGCCAUCGCAGCCGUGUCAGAUCUCAACCUGGACGGAUUAAACGACGUAGCGAUCGGUGCACCUUUCGAGAACGACCACAGAGGAGCCGUCUACAUCUAUCAUGGCGAUAAGACGUCACUGAAGGAGAAGUUUGUGCAGCGGAUCCCUGCAGGUGGGGACGGCGAAAAGGUGAAAUUCUUCGGUCAGUCCAUACACGGAGUCAUGGAUCUAAAUGGAGACGGGAUCACUGAUGUCACCAUAGGAGGUCUGGGAGGGGCUUCGCUGUUUUGGUCAAGAGAUGUGGCAGAACUCCACGCCAACAUGACUUUUAACCCCGCCAAAAUAAACCUGCAGCAGUCUCAUCACUCGUGUAAGCCCGGACAAAAAGCUGUGUGUGUCUUGACUGAGGUGUGUUUCGUCUACAGUGUCAAAUCUGACAAGCUGAAAGUCAGCUCAGCCGCAGAGAUCGUCUACAAUCUGAAUCUGGAUGCUCUGCGUGCAAAAGCCAGGGCGUUGUUUAUUAAUCCGGACGAUAAAAACGAUCGUAGGAUCUCCAGGAGCUUCACCAUCAAAGACAGAGAGACAGUGUGCGUCAAUCAGACCUUCAUGAUGUCGGCCCAGCUGGAUUUCCGUGACCCACUCAUGGUGUCUUUGCAGUUUGGACUAGCUGAUGAAGACCAAGGCCCUGUCCUGGAUGAGAGCCUUCCCAGAUCCAUCAAUAAGACAAUUCCUUUAGUCGACUGUGGGAACAAUGACAAGUGCAUUGCUGAUCUCUCUCUCAAAGCAGAGCCCAGCGUAAAAAGUAUGACGAUCAGAGCAAGGACGGACAAGUUAGAUGUGAACAUCAACAUCCGAAACAGCAAAGACAAUGCGUACAACACCAAAGUCAUCCUCAGCUUCUCGCCCAACAUCAACUAUAUGAAAGUUGAGCCGGAGAAGUUGUUGUGUACACUGAAUCAUACUAAAGUGGAGUGCAAUGUUGGAUACCCGUUCCUGGGGGGCAAUGCGGAGGAGAAUUUCAAAGUGAAAUUUGAGGUGAAUCCUCAACAUAUUCAGGAGGUGAUUCAGAUCAACGUGACAGCGACAAGUGACAGUGAAGAGCUGACCUCUACCCUGAGUGACAACAUGGUGCUAAUCUCCAUCCCUGUGAAGUAUGAGGCUGGACUCAUAUUCUCAGUGCGACCUGUGGAUGAACACAUUGUGGUAAAAGAGGGUGAACAGUUUGCCGCUGUGUUCAAUGACACCAGGAUGAUUGGAGAGGAGGUCAACAUAAGCUACACGCAUCUGCUCUUCUUGUCUCUGCAGGUGAAAUGUGAUGCAGAUCGUUGGAUCAACACUGAUAAAAUUAACCCCAACAUUAGGAAGCCCAAUCCCAACAAAGAAACGCUCAGCGUCUUCCUACUGUCCUGUUCUGCAGAGCUGUUCUGUGCAUCUUUCACCUGCUCCACCCCCAAGGCAAAGAACAGUCAGGUCAACGUCACAUUCAGGGUGUGGAAACCUACGUUCAUUAAGGGGGAGUUUUCCUCUCUGCACAUGUUGGUGAAUGGGACUCUGGGGAUCAAAAACACCAACCUGUUUGAGUUGAACUGCGGGAACCGGACCCGGAUUGUGAAGAUCCAGGUUUCCAAGGAGACCUUAGGAGGAAUCCCCAUAUGGGUCAUCAUAAUCAGCAUCCUGAUAGGACUGCUGAUCCUGGCACUGGUCAUCUUCGCUCUUUGGAAGAUGGGCUUCUUCAAAAGGAAAUCCAGGGACUACACAAAAGAGGAAAUCAUGGACUGAAGGGUUCGGACAGCGAGCAGCUCUGUGAGCAAUUGCUCCCAGAACCACCGGGUCUGUACAGACAGACGGACAGAGGAGGUGCGGGGACACACAAACACCUCAGUGCUGCGACACAGUGACAACCUGGGAAACAAAAGCACUGCUCUCUGUUUCCUACACAGGGUUUAAUAAUGUUUGCAAAUACUUCCAUCACUUGUUCUUCAGUGCUUUAAACACCCGGUUACAAAAUGGGGGCUGCACCAAUGGUCAAAUAAGGUGCAGAGACAGACACUUCUUUUUAUUGUGUAACGUCUUUGGCACUAACUGUGUAUAUGAAAAACUCCAACUAUCUGAGUCUCCAUCUAAAACGAUUGCCAAGAAGUGUAUUUGCAAACAUUAUUUGUUCUUGGUCAGAUUCUUUCUUGCAGAUAUCAAAUGUAAAAUCAGGUCAGGCUGUUGAAGAAGAGGAACCAGACAGGAGGAGGACGACGUCACUCUCCAGGCACCUCUUGGAAAACUACCAAAUAUCUGUGUUUUACAGAAACCUUCAGAGCUACAACAGCUGCGCUACAGCAUCAGGGGGACACAAGCACUCAGGUUUUUCAGUGUGAAGAUCCUCACUCACUUUCUGCAUCAUUACAGCAGCAACGUCUGGCCGUCUGUUCGCUUCAGAGACAAUAUGUGAACUUUUCCUGUGUCGCAGCGGUCGUCUGAAAGCUUAAGCUCCUGUGUUAAAGUGUGCUUGAUUCAUUUUUACAAAACACUGUACAUUUUGAGUGUUUUAUCGCGUUUUGUUUGACAUGUUUGUUGAGUUUUUCGCAAUAUAACUUGGCACAUUCUUAAUCCUUAAAUUCAAAUGUUGGAUAAAGACACUGACCUGAACACUAGACUUUUCCUAAGCUGAGCUGAAGCCAAAACAAAAAAAACCUUUCUUCUGAUGUUAAUGAAUGUAAUUAGAUUGGUCACCCUUCAAAAUCCAGAGCUUUAAUUUUUACUGUAAAUAUAGCACAGUGCUCAAGAAUGUAGAGCUUCAAAUGUACAUAAUUGUGUUCGCUUUACUUCUUGUAAUUUAAGAGAUGUUGUCCACAAGCCUUUCUUUGUUUUCAUGUGCGUGAUCUGUGGUCAGAGAACAUGAAUCUGCUCAGGUGCUACAAUAUCAUGAAUGAAUGAUGACAUUUGACUUAUAAGAAAACCAUCUGGCCUGUAGCUCACAAUUCCAAAGCUGAUGCAAAUAUGUAAAUAUUGUUCUAUUUUGAUGAGAAAGAUGAAAGUUAUAAUUAUUCUGUACUGAAAAUAUACAUGAAGAUGAGGGUUUGUAUCCACUACUUUGGCUUUAAGUCUGUUGAAUGACUGUGUUCUGAAUGCAGAGGCUUUAACGUUUUCGAGAGGAGACUUGAGCAUAUUUUCAAUUUCAAUUUUUCUAUUUUCAAAAUAGAGACCAAUAUUCCUCCAAGAUAGAAAUAAACAUGUUACUAUUCACCAGCAGCUUUCUAUACAGUUAAUAGGAUUCACUGGUAAAUGUAUUGUGAGCGACAACAUGUACACAAAUCAUUAGCAUAUAUAGGCUCAUUUCAUCCCAUAUGCGCUGCACAGUACAGUACAAAGUUACUCAUUCAGGUUUCCUGUCUAGAUUUUCUUGUUGUUGAGUCAGAAGUUGCACGUACAAUCCCCUUGUAUGUCGAGGAGACGGAGAAACUGUCUCUUUCCUCGCUGUCAUACAAUAAAUCUGAGGGAAGACGACAGGAAACUGAGCGUUUGAAUAUUUAAAUGCCCCUCAGCGCUCACUCCCCACUGUUGACAUGAAGCACAUGUAAUGAAUCGUAUGUACAGAAUGUGUCACUGUUCGUCAUUUUAAGAUUGCGUGGCUACGUCAGGCUUAUACACGAGGGUGGGGUCAUAAAUCUCUCUUUGUCCACUUGUGUAGAAAGAAGUCGUGGGGGGGUUAUUUUUGUCAGCUCUUAUAUCCUCUGUUCAAUUCUGGACUCAAAAUGAGAGAAAGGCACAAAGUGAGAGUUGUGAGCACCAUCCCAGCCUUCUACACUGCUGUGAAGUCUUCAUUGUAAUGCACUGGUUUGUCAGACUGUAUGCGUCCUCAUCAGCACACAAAUGAAAUGAAUCUUAUGUACAAAAAUAAAGACUUUUUACGACAAAUUUCUCAGUCACCACUUCUUGUACUCUUGUUUGUGUAAAAGGCAAAAUAAAUACAUCAUAAAUACAGUUGAAACAUUAAGGUCACAAGCUAAUUUACAUCCCUUGGCAGGUCAGAAGAACAGGAUACAGUACAAUGACAAAUAAAUACAGUAAACUACAGAUGAGUAGUGUAAACGUAGAAGGUUACACACAAGAGCACAUCACUCACAAAACACAGACGUACACACACAUCAAAAGAAAGAUUCUUGUCAAAUAAAAAUCUAAACUGGCUUUUCUGUAAAUGUAUGUAAUCGUAAAUCCAAGAAUCGUUUGGUUUUGGGUCGUUGAUCAGAUGAAGUGAGCAUUUUGAUGAUGUCACCCUGGUCUCAGAUGUGCAUGUGUCAGUACUUUCUUUUUUAAUUUUAUUAGAUUUUAUAUAUUUAUGGAGUAAAUAACGAAUACAUUAUUAA
This is a messenger RNA of Paralichthys olivaceus (Japanese flounder), 6606 nucleotides long. Lineage: Eukaryota; Metazoa; Chordata; Actinopteri; Pleuronectiformes; Paralichthyidae. The record is from RefSeq and is a predicted model, not a curated record.